Messenger RNA from Nicrophorus vespilloides, 2371 nucleotides. RefSeq names its product calcium homeostasis endoplasmic reticulum protein (gene scaf6). Bases 135 to 2243 code for a protein of 702 amino acids. The transcript has 5 exons. Gene Ontology annotation, molecular function: RNA binding. Gene Ontology annotation, biological process: RNA processing; intracellular calcium ion homeostasis. NCBI's taxonomy places the organism in Eukaryota, Metazoa, Arthropoda, Insecta, Coleoptera, Silphidae. Gene Ontology annotation, cellular component: perinuclear region of cytoplasm. The record is from RefSeq and is a predicted model, not a curated record.
CCAAAUUGUAUUUGCAGCAUUCUUCAGUGCAAUAUAAUGAGCAUCAUAACCUAUAUUGUUCGAGAUAUGUGAUUCGGAAUUAUUCACGGAAAAGUGUUAGUUUUAAUGAGUUUUAAGUAUUAUAAUACGAGAGAAUGGAUCUUCCGCAACCCCCGCAAGAUACGGAACUUAGAAAUAUAAUCGAUAAAUUGGCUCAAUUUGUUGCUAGAAAUGGACCGGAUUUCGAACAGAUGACGAAAAACAAGCAGAAAGGAAAUCCUAAAUUUCAAUUCUUAUAUGGUGGUGACCUGUUCAAUUACUACCAGUACAAAGUAAACACUGAACAGACAAUACUGAAGCAGCAGGGUAUAUGGAGCAGCAAUGGACAGAAUGGUAAUGGUGCAAGUACCAGUGUACUGCCACCACCACCAGUUGGAGAGAUGGCCCAGAUUAAGACACAGAUUGAUGUUCUGCAAGAGCAGAUCAAGCAGAGUGAGCAAAACUUGAAUGCCCAGCAUGCUGUGCUCUUGCAACAGCAACAGACACAGGUUGAUGUUUUACUAAAUGAGUGUGAAAUGAAGUUGAACCAGAAGGAGGCUGAGGAGCUGAGCAUACCCUUGGUAGAGCUGAACCAGUUGCUCACUCCCAUCACAGAGAACUGCACCAAGGAUAGUAUUCAAAGUGGGAAAUCUUGGAUCCUGCAGAAUGCAAACACUAAGGAGAAGGCGCACUGCAUUGCAAAUUGUUUGUUAAUUAAAGUGCUGCAAGGCACGCCCACUUUUAACCAUAGAUUACACGUUAUUUAUUUGGUUAAUGAUGUAUUGCAUCAUUGUGCGCGAAAAAAUGCAGCGGAUGUUAAGGACGCUUUGGAAUCCGUGGUGGUUGCGAUGUUUUGUAGUGCGAAUUUGACAGCGACAAACGAUGAACAGAAGAAUAAGUUGGAUAAGCUUCUCCAGCUGUGGGAGUCGAAGGCCAAUUAUUUGGCCGGUACGACGGUGGAGGCGAUGAAGCGGCCUCAGGAAAGUCUGCAAACGCAUAAGGCCAAUCAGCUGACCAAAUUUUCCAACGAGAUAGGUUUGUUGACACAGCAGACGCAGGUUUCUUUUGAAAGUUAUAGGGCUCAGCAUCAGGCAUUCGUUAUGCAUGCCACUCAGCAAAUACAGGAACACGAGGCGAGGAUUAAUUUGAUUGAUGAGCAGAUGCGAGCGGCGGAGGAACAACAGGCUGUUAGGAUCGAAGAACCGCCCCCGGUCGUACCGCCCAUCAAUCCUUCGAUUCCGCCACCUCAGUUUUCACAACCGCCACCAGGUUUUUUCCCGGCACCCGCUCCAGCUUUUCCGGAUUUCUCGAAACCACCUCCCGGUUUCCCAUUGGUGGCGGAACCCACUCCCGAAGAAUUACUACCUUCCGUUCCCUACUACGAGCUUCCCGCUGGGCUAAUGGUCCCACUCAUAAAAUUGGAGGACACCAAUUUUAAGCCACUCGAUCCUAAAGAUAUUAGAUUGCCGCCUCCAGCUCCUCCAAAUGAGAGGCUAUUAGCGGCAGUGGAGGCUUUCUACGCAUUACCUUCGCACGAACGACCCAGGGACAGCGAGGGAUGGGAAAAACUUGGUCUGUAUGAGUAUUACAAGGCUAAGAAUUUGGCGAAAAAAGAAAAAGAUGAGCAGAUCGACGGUGGUCUGCGGGAACCGUCGCGUAGUCCAAGUCCGGUGAUAAUAGUGCAAGAGAAAAGUCCCUCUCCGCCGAGACGAAGGUACACAAGUAAAUCGCCGACACCGCCGAGCGUGAAAAAGUCGAGAUCGCGAUCGCGUUCAAAAUCACGGUCGCGUAGUCCACCCCCGCGGCGGUCUCGGAGAUCUUCGCGUCGUCGACGAACAAGAUCAAGGUCGCGAUCGCGCUCACCCUCGUCGCCGACACCAUCGUAUAGUGGGCGGGGCAUGCAACAGGCUCCGCCUCCCAUCACCUCGAUAGCGAUGCAAGAGUCUCUGGAUUCUAGCAACAAGGGUCAUCAAAUGUUGAAGAAGAUGGGUUGGGGUGGUAGUGGUUUGGGCGUGAAUGAACAGGGUAUAGAUUCGCCAAUAUCGGGAGGCGAUGUGCGCGACAAGCAAGAUCAAUUCAAAGGAAUCGGAUGCAAUCUGAAUGAUCCAUACGAGAACUUCAGGAAAAACAAAGGCGCCGCUUUCAUAACUAGGAUGAAGGCUCGAGCGGAGGAGCGCGCCCAAGAGACACUGCCCGUUUCAGAGCAAGCCAAAGAUGACUACUAGAGAAGACACUGCGACAGAUGACAUUCUUCAGAACCUAUUUGAUUUCCAGGCAGAUCCAGAACGCCUCCGUUCGAGUUCUGCAGGAGGUUCACGAAUUUCGUGGUAAGCAGCCCCAGCGACUUCUCGAA